AGAAAAAAUGGCACGCCCAACAACUAUCAAAGAGGCACUUCAGCGCUGGUCCCAGGACAACGAGGGGGCAGAUCCAACUCAAGCCAAAGACAUUGAACUGCAGUUUCAAUGGCCUCCGAUAGAGAAGAUGGACGGAACGCUUUCCUCGUUAGUAGAAUGCGAAAAGCUCAGUCUGUCGUCCAACAUGAUCGAUAAGAUAAUCGGUGUGAGUGGAAUGAAACAUCUUCGAAUUUUGUCACUGGCUCGUAACUAUAUCAAAUCAUUGAAUGGGAUCGAAUCCCUUGGUGAAACCCUUGAAGAGCUUUGGGUCAGCUACAAUCUCAUCGAUAAGCUCAAGGGUGUUGAGAGUUUAAAGCGACUCAAAGUGCUCUACAUUGGCAACAACUCGAUCCGGGAGUGGGGCGAGUUUAACAAGCUGCAGUCGGUAGCCACGCUGGAGGAUUUACUAUUUGCCGGGAACCCUUUGGUGGAAAACAUCGAUGAAGCCGCCUACGUAAGGGAGGUUCAGAAGCGGCUUCCAUCUCUGAAAAAACUGGACGGGGAGAAUAUGCUGACGGAUGACGAGUGA
This is a messenger RNA of Topomyia yanbarensis, 568 nucleotides long. RefSeq names its product dynein axonemal light chain 1-like. The record is from RefSeq and is a predicted model, not a curated record. The transcript is spliced from 3 exons. Gene Ontology annotation, cellular component: cytoplasm. Gene Ontology annotation, molecular function: protein kinase binding. Lineage: Eukaryota; Metazoa; Arthropoda; Insecta; Diptera; Culicidae. The coding region runs from base 8 to 568 and encodes 186 amino acids.